Molecule: messenger RNA, 2598 nt
Organism: Besnoitia besnoiti
Lineage: Eukaryota; Apicomplexa; Conoidasida; Eucoccidiorida; Sarcocystidae
Product: START domain-containing protein
Exons: 18
Coding region: 1-2598 (865 amino acids)
Molecular function (GO): lipid binding
Source: RefSeq, a predicted model, not a curated record
AUGACGUCUCCGACGAGCGCGCCGCCCCACUCGGGGCAGGCCUCGCCGGCGACGACGGGCGAGUCGACUGCGCACAAGUCAGCUCCUCCUCUGGAGAUUCAGCUGCCGCUGCAGCGCCGCGGGGUGUCUCUCUCCAAUUGCCUACCCUCGGACGGCCGCGAGGAGGCCCCGGUCUCCGCCCCCGCCUCCGCCCCCGCCGCCGCCCCCGCCGCCGUCUCGCCCGAGCGCCUGCAGGCCGGGACCAAGUCCGAGUCCAGCGACCCGCAGAGGGCAGGGCACAGCAAGAGCAGCCCCGCGGGGAAAAGGGGGAAUCGGUCCUCCGUGGAUGACGCGGCCCUCGCCGCGGCGCUCCUUCAAGGCGUCGUCGAUGACAUCGACGCCGUUCCCAAAGGCUACAUCACCUACUGGAAUGACCGCGUCGACGAAGAGCAAGUCGAGGCUCUCGGCGAGAGCGAAGAGUUUGAGCGACUCUACAUGGAGCAGCAGGCGAAGCAGCUGCCCUUUCGAACUUCCACGACGGAGUGGACGGUCAACACAGCUGCAGGCGCGAUGGUGUGUGUGAUGGCGUGGGGCCCGAUCAUGAUGGUGCUGUGCUUCGUGGUCGGCGGCGCGCUGGGCUUCGGGUUCGCGAUUGCGCACGAUUUGUGGCAGAUGCGGAAGAAACAGACUGCGGCUACGAAACAAAAGCAAAAACUUGACCAGCUGAUGCGUUGGGCGGACUUCCACUUCCGGAGUAGCCAGAAUCAACUGCAGCUCAUCUUUAAAGUUAUUCUGGAAUACCAGGUUCUAGCCCGCCUCGGCGCCUUCUCGAAGACUGCGCGGUCGCAGCUGAAACUCCUCUACGCCUUCUUGUCACGAGACGACGUCGGCCGCUGCCUCUGGCUUUAUCUCGAUUUCUUCGAAGACCAUUUUCGAAUCAUGACGCGGAGCGAAAUCGCCAUGUGCUCGCUGGUCUGUACCGUCAGCGUCGAGUGCUGCAAGAGCUUGCGGAAGAAGAAACCGCCGCCGGUUGUCCUGCGCAUGAUGCAAAUGGUGGAAGCCCCAGCGGUGCAGCGCAUCUUUGACACGGGCAAGAACGCCGCGGCCUUCGCUGUCACGCAGGACCAAAAACUCAAAGAAAUGGACGCGAUCAUGUACGCGGACGCCGCCAAGCAGGUCCAGCGCCACAUCUUGCGCGGCGGAGAGCUGCUAGACCCGCUUCAUUCUACGCCGGCGGCAGCCCCAGCGGAAUCAGAAGAAGAGACCGAGGAAGAUCACUCGGAUUUUUUCGACCACGAAACCGACUCGCUCAUGGAUCAUCUGUUUUUGGGCCCGUCUGCCGCGGCCGCUGGAGGCGCAGGCGGCGUCACUCCGCCUCCGGCCGAGGGCGCGGAGUUUGUACCUCCGGGCCGUGGAGCCCAAGUCCCAGCGUCGGUGGUGUCCCCGCACAGCGAGCCUGCAGAGGACACGGAAGGCAUCCGCCGCGCGAGCACCGGUGCUGCGCAGUCGCCUGCAUUGGCCUCUGAGGCGACGCUGCUCGGUCCGCUAAAGCCCAUCGACAACUUCAACGUGGCGCUGUCGCUGACGCCGGCGGAUCCGCUAGCCUCGGCGGCGUUGGCGCCCGCCGUGGGCGGUGCGGGCGGCUCAGAGCGCGCUCCCCACGCGUCGACCGGCGCGGGCUUCUCGCGCCGCACCAGCAAGCUGGUCCGACCCGCGGGUGCCGUCCCCCCGGCGGGCCCCGAGCCCCCGGCCGCGGGCGCCGUCCCCGCGGGCGCCGUGAGCCAGCGAGGCUCCUUUUAUUCCGACGCAGACGAGGACCAGAGCCCCCGCGCCCGCGGCAAGUCUCGGCCGUCGGUAGCCCAUCGAGACUCGAAGAAGCUCGACGCAGCGGGCCCACCUCGCUUGUUCAAGUCCUACCAGGAUCUCGUGGAUUUCGACGUCAACCUGAAGCACCAGACGCCAAUCGGGCUGUAUGAAUUCGACUUCCUCGACGAGAAGAUGGCGCAGGACGUGAACGACCCGAGCUGGGAGUUGACGGUUGACCAGAAGGGCAUCAGAGUGUACAAAUACAUCGCGCCGAAUUCCCCCGUCGUCCUCGUGAAGGCCUACGCGGAGCUGGAGGGCAUUCCCAUGCCGGUGCUGUGCCAUGAAAUCCGCGACAUUCAGAUGCGACUGCAAUGGGAUUCAACCUUCGAGGACUACCGCAUCAUUGAGUCGAACGUGAACCACAACGAAAUCAUCUACUGCCUUAUGAAGGCGCCGUUCCCCGUCUCUAACAGAGACUUCCUUCAGUGGCGACGCACGGAGGUUGACCUCGAGGCGGGCGUCGUGAAAAUGCUCAUGCGCUCGGCGUCGCAUCCCUCAGUGCCUGAACGCCCCGGAGUCGUUCGCGCCGAAACCAUUCUCUCCGGUUAUGUCAUGCAGGCGAGAGGCCCGAACUCCUCUUCAGUUUUCAUUCUCGCGCAGACGGAUGUCAAAGGGCUCAUUCCCAAGUGGGUAGUCAAUACGACGGCUGCACGUGCCCCCGUCGGAUGGGUCGAGAAUCUGCGGAAGGCGUGCCUCAAGUUCAUGAAGGAACACGGCACGGAGGUCCCUGCAUCAUCCCUCGUCUCCUCCUGA